AUGUUUGGUCCAUAUGGCGCAUUCAUUCCGGAAAAUUUUGCUGCAUUUGCUGCUGGUCUAAAUCCAACAUCUGUUCUCAAUGCAGCAGCAUUCGCCGCUAGUGGUACAAGCAAUAAUCCAAUGAAUUUAAGUUCGACGAACAAUUUUUCAUCACGAUCAUUACAUCCAUCAACAAAUUUCAAUGAUCUUUAUACAGCUAUGCGUAUUCCUCAACAACAAAAUCCUCUACUAGCAAUAACAUCAACAAAUGCUGCAGCAAGUGGAAAUAUAAUUGAACGUAAUGGAAUGAAACAACAUUAUUCAUUUCAUUGCGAUUCAUUUGAUCCAUCACCACCAUCAUCAUUAUUACAACCAUAUACAUUUCCUUCAGAUGCAUUUGAUAGUUUAGGUUGUCCACGUCGUACACGAGUCUUAAGUAGUUUAUUACAUGGUGAUGUUGUUUGUGCAGUAACAAUAUCAGAUCAAAAUAAACAUAUAUAUACAGGUGGAAAAGGUUGUGUAAAAAUCUGGGAUUUGAAAGAAAGUAUAUAUAAUAAUACAAAUUCAAAUGGUAGAAAUUCUCCAUUAACAAUAAGUAAACCAAUUGGUCAAUUUGAAUGUUUGAGUCGAGAUGCUUAUAUACGUUCUGUUAAACUUUUACCAGAUGGUCGAACAUUAGUUGUUGGUGGUGAAGCAUCAAAUAUUUCAAUAUGGGAUCUUAAUUUAACUCCAUCAACACCAAAUGGAUCUGCAUUAGGACGCGAUGGUAGUAAUUCAAAUUCUUCAACAUCGUCAAAUAGUUCAACAUAUUCACCUGUUAUAAAACUUAAAGGAGAAUUACAAUCAAAAGCAGCUGCUUGUUAUGCAUUAGCUAUAUCAACAGAUGGUAAACUUUGUUUUAGCUGUUGUUCAGAUGGAAGUGUACUUGUUUGGGAUAUACAAAAUCAAACAAUUGUUCGACAAUUUCAAGGUCAUAGUGAUGGUGCAAGUUGUAUUGAUCUAACACCUGAUGGUUUACGUGUUUGGACAGGUGGUCUGGAUAAUACUGUACGUUGUUGGGAUAUACGUGAAGGUCGACAAUUACAACAAUAUGAGUUUGAUUCACAAAUAUUUUCACUUGGUUAUUGUCCAACAGGUGGUGAUUGGCUAGCUGUUGGUAUGGAACAAAGUUUAAUUGAUAUAUUAAAUGUAUCAUCAACUAAACCUGAUAAAUAUCGUUUAACAUUACAUGAAAGUUGUGUAUUAGCAUUAAAAUUUGCUCGAUCAGGUAAAUGGUUUGUAUCAACAAGUAAAGAUAAUCAAUUAACAGGAUGGAAAACACCAUAUGGUGCAAAAUUAUUUGAAAACAAAGAAUGUUCGUCUGUAUUAAGCUGCGAUGUAUCACAAGAUGAUAAUUUCAUCGUGACUGGUUCCGGUGAUAAAAAAGCGACUUUAUAUGAAGUUAUUUAUGAACGAUAA
Messenger RNA from Rotaria sp. Silwood2, 1437 nucleotides. The record is from the annotation of a GenBank genome assembly. NCBI's taxonomy places the organism in Eukaryota, Metazoa, Rotifera, Eurotatoria, Philodinida, Philodinidae.